Messenger RNA from Stylophora pistillata, 1281 nucleotides. RefSeq lists its product as uncharacterized. Lineage: Eukaryota; Metazoa; Cnidaria; Anthozoa; Scleractinia; Pocilloporidae. The record is from RefSeq and is a predicted model, not a curated record.
UGAGGUUUGGAUAUUGUUUGGGUUCGGGAAAUGGGACUCGAAGUUUACGCACUGGUGAUUUUGUCCUCGCUGGCUCUUCUCGCGGUGGCCGUAGAUGCACAAAACGAUUUUGGUGAAGAAUCAAGUGGUCCGAAAGGGGAAAAAUUGCCUUGGUUUAAUUACGAAAUAAACAACUAUCUCAUAUAUUCCCUGUCGAAGAAGCCUGACCAAGAGCCGAACGACGAAAGUGCCGAUUCUCUGAUUGCAGGAAUCGUGGAAAAAAUCUUGAGGGAAUCUGAGAUCAGCGGGGUUGUGAUAAUUCCAGAAUUCUCAACGUCUUCGGGAGAGAGAUUUCUCUCCUCCACUCAGCGUUCAAGAAAGCUUCCAAAAAGUGGGGGAAGAGCGUAAAGAAGCUGAUUGACUCAUGGAAGGCGAAAAACUACUCCUUCGAAAUUUUCUUUCAUGAGCUUGGAAACAACUCAGUGACUGAGGAAAACCAACGGCUCCGUGGGCAGAAAAGGAAAGCUGAACUGGAUUUAGCCGUAGAGCAGGCAAAAAGAUUAAAAAUUGAGCAGAAACUUGAAAAUGUCAUUAGGGACUCGGAAAACAGAAAAGAACAGUACAAAGAAAAAUUCAAGAGAUGAGCGAAGAAAGCAGCAAGAAUGCAAAAAAAAAAGGAACAAAGAGGUCCAAACAAGAAUAAAAAGUUCGCCGAUUACACCAAACAACACCAGGCAAGGAUAAGGCGAACAUUCAAAGAAGACUGCCAGUCAGCACUAUCAUUUUUAGGCCUGUAUGACCUUGUUGUCACCAAGGUGGAGAUAUUUAAUAAUGACACCCAGCAAUAUGAAACUAAUUCAUUGGUAGAGGAGGGAGAAUUUCAACUACUAGAAACUGAGCCAAAAGAACUGACUGACCAUGAUAUUGAUGAUAUUAAUAUGUGGGUCUACUUAAAAGACAAAUUUAAUAUCUCUAAUGAAGCUUGGCAUGAGUUGGCCAUAAAAUGUAAAGACAUGCCCACAAAAUAUAAGGUAUGUAAUCAUCUAGAUAAGCUAAAUUCCAAUUGGAAUCUAAAAAAAAUACCAGGGGAGGCAGAGGGAAUACAGAUUUCUUUCAGGGACAGUCUUGAAGAACAGAUACAAAGGUUGCAGAAAAAUGGCGUAUUGGACGAGGCUACUACUAUUAAAGUAAAGAUCAGUGGUGAUGCUACCAACAUUGGGAAGAGGCUUAAACUUGAAAAUGUAACAUACACAAUUUUGAAUGAAAAGGGUGCAGCAAUGAAUGAAAAAGGGAACUAUGUUC